AUGUACUCCGACUGUCCCAGUCCUUGUCAAGCCACUUGUGAUAACCCAGAUACUAACCAGCCCUGUGUAAGAAAAUGUCUACCAAGUGGUUGUGUAUGCAAACCUGGAUUUAUUCGAAAAGAAAAGAACGGAAAAUGUAUCGAACAAUCGAGUUGUCCAGUGGAUUAUGGAUGCAAUGGUGAUAGAAAUGCAACAGAAACUGAAUGUGGCAGUGGAUGUCCAACGACGUGUGUGAAUCGAUUUAGAAAAAAUAGGAUUGUCUGUCCAGCUGUAUGUCGAUCUGGCUGUUCAUGUAAACCAGGAUACAUUCUUACUGAUGUAGGAGGAGUUUGCGUUAAGCCUAAGGAUUGUCCAGUUCCAGAACCUGUAGGUUGCAAUGGUGAUCCAAACGCAGUAUCCAGCGAUUGUCCAAGUGCCUGUGAACCGACCUGUGACAAUCCCGACUCUAGCCAACCAUGUAUUUUGAUGUGCAUGCCUAAAGGAUGUGUCUGUAAAAAAGGCUUUGUUCGUGGAAGUGACGGAAAAUGUGUGAAAGUGGAAGAAUGUCCAGUUGGAUGCGGUGGUGAUCGUAACGCGACAUCAAGGGAUUGUCCAAGUCCAUGCCCCUUAACUUGCGCUGAUCAGAACAGAAAUAAACCUUGUCCAGCUAUCUGUCUACCUAGAGGCUGCGAUUGCAAUGAAGGUUAUGUACUGACCGAAGUUGGCGGAAAAUGUAUAAAGCCUGAAGAUUGUCCAGCUGAGCCUCAAUGCAAUGGAGAUCGCAAUGCAACGUUCAAGGAGUGCCCAAGCGCAUGUCAAGCUACUUGUGACAAUCCUGACUCUGAUCAACCAUGUAUAGACGUGUGUAAUCCAGAUGGUUGUGUGUGCAAGCAAGGAUAUCUUCGGAUCGAAGAAGAUGGUGAAUGUGUUCAGCCGGGUGACUGUCCAGGAGGAUCACCAACAUGUGGUGCCAACGAAACCUAUGUAUACUGUAAAGUGGGUUGUCCAACUAACUAUUGUCCUACCGAUGACAGUCGGGCUAUUGUCGCAUGUGACCCUAUUUUCCCUUGCCCAGGAGGUUGUUCUUGCAAACAAGGCUAUUUGUUGCGUAGUAGUGAUGAUGAGACGUGUAUCAAGUCUUCUGAAUGUCCUCCAGUUGAAUGUACAAGACCUAAUGAGGUAUGGGAACCUAAUCCUAUAAGCUGUUCUUCUGAGCGAUGUGAAGAUAGAGGUAUACCAUGCGACUUCCCAUACCCUGUUCCACCAAGAUGUGUCUGCAUGGACGGGUUCUAUAGAAACGGAGAUGAUGUUUGUGUACUUGAAUCUGAAUGUCCCAAGACAGCCUGCAAAGGUGAUGCGAAUGCUACAUAUUCGGAAUGUCCCAGUCCUUGUCAGCCUACGUGUGAUGACCCCGACACUGGAGACGUUUGCAUAACUGUAUGUGAUGACCCUGGAUGCGUGUGCAACGAUGACUUCAUUUUGUCUGAACCUGGCGGUGUUUGCAUUAGUCCUUACGAUUGUCCAGGUGGAUCUCCAAAAUGUGGUGUAAACGAAACCUAUGCCUCUUGCAAAGUGGGAUGUCCCUCUGAUUAUUGUCCAAAAGAUGACAGCCUAGCUACUGUCAUAUGUGACCCUGCAUUCCCAUGUCCUGGUGGUUGUGUAUGCAAAAGAGGUUAUAUAAGGCUCAGCGAAGAAGACAAUAGAUGCGUCUUGUCUUCUGAAUGUCCACCCGUCGAAUGUACCAGAGAAAAUGAAGAAUGGAAUACCAACCCUCCAAGUUGUUCUGCCGAUAGAUGCGAGUAUAAGGAUGUACCAUGUGACUUUCCCAUACCUCUUCCACCGAAAUGCACUUGCAUUGAAGGAUACUACAGAAAUAACAACGAUGUUUGUGUCCCAGAAUCAGAAUGCCCUACACAAACAUGCAAUGGUGAUCAAAAUGCAACAUUUUCUGAUUGUCCCAGUCCAUGUAAACCAACUUGCGAUAGCCCGGACUCUGAUGUUAUAUGCAUUGACAUGUGUGAUAAUCCUGGUUGUGUGUGCAAUGAAGGAUUCCUUUUCACUGAACUCGGUGGCAGCUGUAUUAAUCCCUAUGAUUGUCCAGGAGGAUCUCCACAAUGUCCUACAAACAAAACCUAUACUAGUUGCAAGAUUGAUUGUCCAAUGAGGUACUGCCCUACAGACGUGAAUGAGACUCCAAGGAUCUGUGAUCCAUUAUGGCCGUGUCCUUCUGGCUGUGAAUGUGUACCUGGAUAUUUGAUGUUGAAUUCUAUUGAUCAAACGUGUGUCUCAGCUUCUGACUGUCCUCCCUUGGAAUGCACCGGUGAAAACGAAGAGUGGAACCGAAGUCCUCCAGAUUGUGACUUCGACAGCUGCGAGAAUGUAAACAGCGCCUGUAAUAGUAUUCUCCCUGGCCGACCACGGUGCGCCUGUAAGGAAGGUUAUUGCAAGAAUCAGGACGGUGUGUGCGUACCUGUGCCAACCGAAGAUUGCCCUAAGCUGAACUGCGGUUACAAUGAAGUAGAAGUUCCCUGCAGACAGAUAUGUCCUCCACAAAAUUGUGAGAUUGCCUACACCGAUUAUGCUUGUACCAAUGAAACUGAGAUCUGUGAAAGGGGUUGCGACUGCCUUCCCGACCACCUUAGGAAUGGCAGCGGAAUUUGCAUACCGAAUGACAAAUGCCCUUAUCCGUCUACCCCCGUCUGUGGGAUUAAUGAAAUUGCCAGAGAUUGCAGACGUAUUUGCCCUCCACAGUCUUGUUUGAGCAAGUAUGCCUUAUUCCGUUGUGCAGAAAACAUUACUUGUGAACCUGGAUGUGACUGUGUCGCUAAUUACCUGAGGGAUGAUAGUGGAAAAUGUAUACCGAGCGAAAAGUGUCCAGCCCCAUGUGAUGUUCCUGAUCAGUGUAAGCGAACUUGUGCCGUGCCAAAUCCAGAAAAUUGUGACAAUACUCGUCCAGAAGAAAAUGUAGACGGCUGCAGUUGUAAAAGUGGUUACGUCCUCUCAGAAAUAGGAGGCGAAUGUAUACCAAUUGAGGAUUGUCCAACUAAUGAAAGCUGCAAUGGUGAUCCAAAAGCAAUAAUAAAACAAUGUCCACGGCCUUGUCCGGCUACCUGCAGUUCACCAAAUGCUUUCCCCUGCAAGAGAAUGUGUCUAGAAGUUGGCUGUGAAUGCAAACCUGGAUACCUCAAGCUAAAUGGAACAGGUCCAUGCGUUCUACCGAACAAAUGUCCUGGUGGAAACCCAUGCGGUAAAAGUGGUCGUUUCGUUGACUGUAAAGUGGACUGUCCAAAUAGCUACUGUCCAAAAGAUGACAGCAGGGAUAUAACCUUCUGUGACCCUCCAGCAGGCUCCUGCUUGCCUGGUUGCAUUUGCAAUUUGAACCAUAAAAAGAGAAGCUAUGAAGAUCCAACGUGCAUCGUAUCGUCUGAUUGUCCUCCAGUAAACUGCACAAGGCCUUACGAAGUCUGGGACUCCUGCCCAUCGGCGUGUCUUGCAGAAAGUUGUGAGGAUGCUGAUAGGCAACCGACUGUGUGUAAUACUUUGGUCUUGAACUGUGAACCACGUUGUGUGUGUAAGAAGAAGCACUUUAGAAACUCCUCAGGAAUAUGUGUUCCUGUUAACAAAUGUUGA
Spodoptera littoralis (African cotton leafworm) is the source of this 3609-nucleotide messenger RNA. Lineage: Eukaryota; Metazoa; Arthropoda; Insecta; Lepidoptera; Noctuidae. The record is from the annotation of a GenBank genome assembly.